This is a messenger RNA of Antechinus flavipes (yellow-footed antechinus), 951 nucleotides long. Its product is annotated as olfactory receptor 51H1-like. NCBI's taxonomy places the organism in Eukaryota, Metazoa, Chordata, Mammalia, Dasyuromorphia, Dasyuridae. Gene Ontology annotation, molecular function: olfactory receptor activity; G protein-coupled receptor activity. The coding region runs from base 1 to 951 and encodes 316 amino acids. Gene Ontology annotation, cellular component: membrane. Gene Ontology annotation, biological process: G protein-coupled receptor signaling pathway. The record is from RefSeq and is a predicted model, not a curated record. The transcript has a single exon.
AUGUUUACACUGAAUACUUCUUGCCUCAAUCAUCACAGUUUUUUGCUGACAGGGAUACCAGGAAUGCCAGAGAAGAACCCCUGGAUGGCAUUCUCAUUAGGAAUACUAUAUACCCUCACUCUUCUUGGCAAUGGAACCAUCUUAUCCAUUAUUAAGAUUGAUAGCAGCCUCCAUGAGCCCAUGUACUAUUUUCUCUCUAUUUUGGCAUUGACUGAUGUGGGUCUCUGUGUGUCUACGCUGCCCACAAUGCUCAACAUUUUCUGGUUCAAUGCUCCUGAAAUCCCUUUUGAUAACUGUAUCACUCAGAUGUUCUUUAUACAUGUAUUUGGAAUCAUGGAAUCUGGAGUAUUGGUGUCCAUGGCCUUUGAUCGCUUUGUAGCCAUUCGGGAUCCAUUGCGUUAUACUUCCAUUCUCACCUCUGGGGUCAUUGGCAAGAUUGGAAUAGUGGUCCUUGCCCGUGCUGUCUGUGUAGUCUUUCCUGUGCCCUUUCUUAUUAAGAGACUGCCUUUCUGCCGCUCUAAUGUCCUCUCCCACUCUUAUUGUCUUCACCAGGAUAUCAUGCGACUUGCCUGUGCUAGCACACGUGUCAAUAGUCUUUAUGGCCUUAUUGUUGUCAUCUUAACUUUGGGGUUGGAUGUCCUUAUCAUUCUUUUUUCUUAUGUGCUCAUCUUGAAGACUGUGCUGGGCAUUGCUUCAUGGGCUGAGAGACUCAAAGCCUUUAAUACCUGCUUUUCUCACAUUUGUGCUUUGUUGCUCUUAUACAUACCCUUUAUUGGUGCUACCAUGAUCCACCGCUUUGGAAAGCACCUAUCACCCAUUAUACACACAGUGAUGGCCAAUGUGUACCUGUUACUCCCACCUGUGCUUAACCCCAUCAUCUACAGUAUAAAAACUAAGCAGAUCCGUAAGAGGAUAGUCCAAGUAUUCUUUAGGAGAAAAGUCAGGACUUAG